Molecule: messenger RNA, 2065 nt
Organism: Malaclemys terrapin pileata
Lineage: Eukaryota; Metazoa; Chordata; Testudines; Emydidae
Gene: SLC5A10
Product: solute carrier family 5 member 10
Exons: 16
Coding region: 8-2029 (673 amino acids)
Biological process (GO): transmembrane transport
Cellular component (GO): plasma membrane
Molecular function (GO): D-glucose:sodium symporter activity
Source: RefSeq, a predicted model, not a curated record
CGUCGGGAUGAUGGGUGACAAUUCCACUGCUGGAUCAGUUACCCCUCUGCAGCCGUUCAAUGUUGCUGACAUUCUUGUCAUCGUGGCUUAUUUUGCCUUGAACGUGGCUGUGGGAAUAUGGUCCUCAUGCAGGGUGAAUAGGAAUACGCUCAGUGGCUACUUCCUUGCUGGCAGGAGCAUGGCGUGGUGGCCUAUUGGAGCCUCCCUCUUUGCCAGCAGUGAAGGAUCAGGGCUCUUUAUUGGACUGGCUGGGACUGGAGCUGCUGGGGGAAUUGCCGUCGCUGGCUUUGAAUGGAAUGCUACCUAUGUCCUGCUGGCAUUGGCCUGGGUGUUUGUACCAGUCUACAUCUCCUCGGGGAUCGUCACCAUGCCGGAGUAUCUCCAGAGACGGUUCGGAGGGGAGAGAAUCCGGAUGUAUCUCUCCGCCCUGUCACUCCUGCUCUCCGUCUUCACCAAAAUAUCGACAGAUCUGUAUUCGGGGGCCCUGUUUGUACAAGUUUGCCUAGGCUGGAACCUCUACCUCUCCACCGUCCUGAUGCUGGUGGUCACAGCUCUCUACACCAUCGCUGGUGGGCUAGCAGCUGUGAUCUACACUGACGCGCUGCAGACGCUCAUCAUGAUCAUCGGAGCCGUCAUCUUAGCGGUAACCGCGUUUAGCAAGAUCGGAGGAUACCAGAACUUGGCAGAGGCUUAUUUAAAGGCUGUUCCGGCCAAGAUUAUCCCCAACACAACAUGCCACCUGCCCAGAGCGGACGCCAUGCACCUCUUCCGAGAUCCCGUCUCCGGAGACCUCCCCUGGACUGGCAUGACUUUCGGGCUAUCUGUCUUGGCCACUUGGUACUGGUGCACCGACCAGGUCAUUGUGCAGAGGUCUCUCUCGGCUAAGAACCUGAGUCACGCCAAGGCCGGCUCCAUCCUGGCGAGCUAUUUGAAAAUGCUGCCGCUGGGGGUUAUCAUCAUGCCGGGGAUGAUCAGCCGGGUUCUCUACCCAGAUGCCGUCAGCUGCGUCGAUCCCGACGAGUGCGUCCGAGUGUGCGGGUCUGAGGUGGGCUGCUCCAACAUCGCUUACCCCAAGCUGGUGGUCGAACUGAUGCCCAGUGGGCUGCGAGGGUUAAUGAUUGCAGUGAUGAUGGCUGCCCUGAUGUCCUCCCUGACCUCCGUAUUCAACAGCAGCAGCACCCUCUUCACCCUGGACAUCUGGAAGAAGAUCCGGCGGAAUGCCAAGGAGCGGGAGCUGCUGCUGGUGGGAAGCUGGCGGAACGUCUGUUUCUUCACACGCGGGGUUGCUGCCUCUUGCAGGACAGUCACGGUGGUUCUGGUCGCCAUCAGCGUGGUCUGGAUCCCCAUCCUGCAGAGCUCCAACAGCGGCCAGCUGUACAUCUACAUCCAGUCGGUGACCAGCUGCCUCGCCCCGCCCAUCACGGCUGUGUUCGCCCUGGCAGUUUUCUGGAGACGAGCCAACGAGCAGACAGGCACCUGCAAGAGAGGAGAUAUGUCUGCACUGCGGCUGGAGGGAGCUUUCUGGGGCCUGAUGCUGGGGCUGGCGCUAGGCCUGGCCAGGAUGGGGCUGGAGUUUGCGUACCCUUCGCCCCGCUGUGGCGUCCCGGACGAGCGCCCCUCCCUCGUGAAGGACGUUCACUACCUCCACUUCGCCAUCCUCCUCUGCGCUCUGACGGCCGGCGCCGUGGUGGGGGUCAGCUUGUUGAGCGGGCCCCCCGCCGAGUCGCAGAUAAAGAACCUCACCUGGUGGACCAUUUCCCGGGGGCGCAUGCCUCCCGAGAUCUCCAUGGCCAGCGCAUCAGCAGGGACCCACUCACCCAGGAGAGGAAAGGAGGAUUCCCAGGAGGGGGCGCCAGGGACCUGCCCCGGCAUGGAUUUCUUCUGCAGUUCCCAGGGGGCGAAGCCUGAGGGACCCCCAGCAAAGGCCCUGAGGGACAUCACAGAGGCCCCCUUCUGGGCGAGGAUCUGUUGCAUCAAUGCUGUCAUCCUGAUGUGUGUCAAUGUCUUCUGCUAUGCCUAUUUCGCUUAACACUACUGCAGCCAGCGGUGUGGGGGAGAUGAUCGG